Paramuricea clavata is the source of this 4851-nucleotide messenger RNA. Lineage: Eukaryota; Metazoa; Cnidaria; Anthozoa; Malacalcyonacea; Plexauridae. The record is from the annotation of a GenBank genome assembly.
CCCCCGCGGGCGAAAGGACGCAACGUGUCGACAAAACCAAACAUUUUUAGUCUGAUUUAUAAUUAAAACUGUAACAGUAUUAUUGAAAUUUUCUCGUCUGAAAAGCUAUUGAGUAUUUUAUGAAUCGCUAAGCCCGCUAAAGUAUUCUUUUGGACGAAAAGGGCUGAAUUUCAACGUAAUAAUGCCUUUCUGUCGGACAACAAGUACAUGGGCGACAAAUAUUUCAACCGAAGACGAAGGUCGUAAACAGUAUGUAGUUCAACUCAAACGAGACGUAAACUGUUGCGAAGACAAGUACAAACUAUUUGUUGACAACGAGGAGCGUGAAAACGACUUAACAGACAAUCCUUGCAGCCCGCUUUGUUGUAAAGGAGGCUCUUAUCGUUGGCAAGAUCACGGCCACGAGUUCCACUUAGUCUACAAUGCGUUAUCCCUAACUGGUGUCGUUGGCAAGCAUAGGCUGUUCAUCGAUGAUGCCGAUUGUAAUACAGGCCGGGAAUUUGGAGAGUUCUUUCGACGACGUGGCUACCAGUUUGUUGUAUUUGGUUUCCUUAUUCUACUUGCUGGUGUAAUUUGGGCUUCGGUGUUUCGCUUUCUGCUGCAUUCUGCGCCAGUAUCUAUCGUCGGCUAUGGCUUCAUCAUAGCGGGGUUAAUAUGGAUGAUAACGGGCAUUAUCCCUGUGCUCAGAUAUAGGAAUUCCAGAGCUGCCUAUUCACAAGCACCUGCGGUACAUUAUGAUGCUGAAUGUCCAAAAGACGAAGGCGUACUUGAUUUGUGAAUUUUGGAGAAGCUAUAGGAUAUUGAUUUUACACACAAGCAUAGCAUUAUAGAACAGAGAGACACUGUUCAGUAUAACUGUGGAUGUUUACAUUUGUCAGUGCUGGUCAUGGGGUAUUCAGCAUGUAUUUGAAAUAUGAGUAGGUAUGAAUGCAGUUUAUAGUUGAUGUUGUACUAAACUGUAUUAAAAUUUUACAGCACAAUCGGAUCAAUCCAGGUUGAAAUCCGUCAAUUUUUAUGUUGGGGGUUAAUAUGCCAAUAAGCCACAGAGCUGCUUAUGCCAUUGGCGUAUGUCAUAUGACAGACAAGAAGCUAUGAAGCGUUAAAGUUUAUGCAUGUUGGAUUAUAAAUUGCCUGCACUUGAUACAUUUAUUUCAAAUAUCAGUCUUAUUCAAAUAUCUUCACAAUACUACAUAGAGACAUCAAAAUUGCCGAUUCAUUUUGUUCGGUAAGAUUUAUGCCACUGGUGUCAAGAAUAUUUUACACCAGAGGUAUCCAGCAUAACACCAACCAAUUCCAACCUGGGGAUGAACUGAAGAAUACAACCCCUUAUAAGCUGAUUCUCUGUAUUCUACUCCGGGGAUAGUACAAUGCAUGAAUUUGUGCAUCAUAAAUAUAACUGGCAUUAUCAGCAUUUGGCAUAAUAUGCAAAUAAAGCCCUUCUAAUAUAUUGUGAUUUUUGAAGCGAGUCAUGUGUUCCUACAUUGUGGAAUAUCUUGCUUCUAAUGACCAAUAGGCAACAAGAAGCAAAACGUAUUCCUCACACAACCAAUGAAUGGACUUAUUAAGAUUUCUACGGCGUAAAGUUACAUGUGGAUAUGAACAAAUUUGCUUUAGUAAAUAUUAGUUAUCAAAUAUUAUGCUUGUCUCAUUACAUACUGUAAUUACUUAGCCUACUCUGACUAUUUUAUCUUUUACAACAAUUUUGGUGAUAUUACUUUUUACUGUAUUCAUCCUAACCCACUUUGUCAACUUUCCCUGUGGGAGGAAACCAGAGCACUCAUGUAUAUGCUAAGCCUUCUAAUGUCCAACAUAGGUAAAAAUUUAACAGAAUACCCCAGUUUCAAGAGUUCAGUGUCUGUAUCUUCUAAAGACUUAGGAAGAAAUCUUAGCUUUGUGUUGCCUGUAGUCUUAAGAAGCAAGAUAAUUCAAUUAUUUCACCUCAACAAUAGAAAUUUAUAUAUUGUGGGAAUGGAAGCUCAAAGCAUUCCACUUUGUGUUGCCAGUUGCCUAUUUAGUAUUAGUCUCUUGAAUAAUACAAGCAUAUGUAUUGUGGUUCCAACCUGUGCAAACAUUCCCCCAUUCAUGUUGCCCAUUUGGUCUUAAGUAAAGAAGCGAGAUGUUUUGCUCCUUCUACCUCAAGAUUUGAAGCAUAUGUAUUGUGGAAUGGAAGCGAAGCAUUGCCAUUGCCAUUGCUUGUAUGGAAAUCGAAAUGUUUGCUUUUCUUGUUGCCUUUUUCUUGGUUGUGUGAAGCAAGAGGUUUCGCUUCCACAGACACAAUAUAGGAAUACUUGACUCACUUCAAAAGACAAAGUACAUUAGAAGGAAUUUAUUUGCAUAUUACGCUUAAUUAGUUUUCCCAGAAGGAACAAGGCAGUUUAAUACAGUGCUAACUUAUUGAGGGUUGCAAUUUAACAAACCAAUUCGGUGUUUCCACUGCGCAUUGAAAUGACACACUCUGUGUUGGGAUAACUUGCAGUUGAAUUAUAACAUGUGGCUGAGACUGGAUGAAUAUGCAUAUCAGAUUAGAAAUAUGUAUUCAGCUGUUCAGUCAUUAUCUGUGUUUCACUGAAUAGCCACAAUAGAACUGUGGUUAAAUCAUUUUUGUAGUUAGGCUGAAUAUUUGGUCUUCUUUGUAAAGCAAAAUAUAGAAAGGUUCACUUAAGUCUUAAGGGAUUUUAUGUUCUAAUUUAAAGUGAAUCAACCAUGCAGAAUUAAUUUCUUUUUGAGCAACUUUUUGCGUAUUGAAAUGAUUGAACAGUUGAAUAUUUUGAUAUGUAUAUUCUAAUUCUUGCAGUAUCAGCUACAUGUUAUAGCUCAACUGGAAUUUAUCCUAACACAGAAUGCGCAGUGGCGUAGCCAGCCCGACGAUUUAGUCCCGCUAUGCAAAUUCAAACUUAUUAUCAUUAUUCAUUUAGUUUAGAAAUAGAUUGUUUUUACAGUCAAUGAACACGAAAAUAUUUGCAUAGCGGGACUAAAUCGUCGGGCUGGCUACGCUACUGAGAACGCGUCGUUUAGAUGUGCAGUGGAAACUCUGAAUUUUGCCUUAUACUUUAAUAGAUUUGAUUGAUCUUUAAACCCGUUGAGUGGCAGCACUCUCCCCCUGACAACCAGGGGCCGGUUGUAUAAAACUCUUAAUCACUUUUUUAAUCACUAUUUUGUAGUUAAAUAGUGAUUAAUUCUUAAAUAGACGCUUCUUAUUGGAUGACGUUUCCACUUAACUAUAGUUAACUUUAAUCACUUUUUUAUACAACCGCCCCCAGGUCAUCUCGUGUUCGUAUUUUAGCCAAUCAGCGCUCAGAAAGAGUUGUCCGAAUAGAAAUCCAUUUUGAUGUAUUCAGUCAAUUAUAUCUUUCGUUAUUCUUUAUGAAACUAGUUGAAAUUUUGUAAUUAUGUUUAGUUAUGAGAACUAUAGCUCUGACAAAAAUAUGGAAUCGAAAUAAAGCAUAUUACAGGAGGUAUUCAGUUGUUUUAAUCAUAAAAUGGAUUUCUAUUUGACAACUAGUGCCAGUACUUUUCCGCUUAUCAAGAUCAUCUGGAAGUAAAAUCAUCUGGUGUUAGACAGAGAAAACAUGUAAAAUAACAAAGUAGGGCGCAUCUGGGCACAUUGCCACUUAAAGGGUUAAAGGCCGAUUACACUACACAUCUUUUGCCUAAAACUGUCACAUGCAACUUGCUUAUAAUUUGAGUUGUACUGUGUAAAUCAAGCAAACAACUCGCAUACAUAAUGUCGUACGUGACUUGUGUGCUUGAUUUACAUGAGUUAACAACUCAUGUUGUUAGCAGGUUGAAUGCGACAGUUUUAGGCAAAAGUUGUGUAGUGUAAAUUGGCUUUAAGGUAUAGUUCAAACACCAUGCCAGGAAGACCUGGCUAUAACCAUAGAAAUAGCUAUAACCAGGUUUUGUUUGCCUUGGUUGGGCUGUUUAUCAUUUGCUUUGCAAGAGACCAGCUUAUAGGUAGCUAACCUUACUUAAUAAUGCAUGGAUAAUAGCAAGUGUAAUUCUUUUAGUAGUUAACUGCAAAAAUUCACAUAUUCAGUAGCUUCUGCCAUUCAUUUUCAAACCAACAACCCAAUAAAUUCAUGUUACACAUGAGGCAAUGGGACAUGCAGCACAUUAUGUGACAAUGAGCCAUGUUUUCUACCAUGAGCUCCAUAUAUAUAUCUGGAGUGAGAACUUGAGUCCAAAAUGUGAAGCCAUCAUGAUCACAGAAUAGACUACACAGAAACCCGAUUUCUUGGUUUUUCCUAUGAUUUUCCAAUUAUUUUGGCGUAUAUAACCGUAAUUCGUCAUCCAAAUGCUGACGCCAUGGUCCUAGCCAGUGCACGUUUGAGAGGCAUUCACCCCCUGAAAAUAUUCAAAAUGGCGGACGUCCAGGGGGUUAAUGCCUCUGAUAAGCGCACUGGCUAGGCCCAUGGCGUCAGCAUUUGGAUGUUGAAUCAUGGCGUGGCAGCGGUUAAUACUCGAGUCGACCUUCUGUAUGUCUUUAUUCUGUGCCAAGAUGAUAGAAGUUGAAAAGUAUAUUUGAACCUCAGUUUCAGUCUCUAUUGUUUUUGUCUGCGCGGUUAACACGAAGCUGGCAAGGAGUGUGCCGAAAUUUCAUAUUUUGACAUCGAUUUAAAGAAUAACACUAUCAUGGCUUUAUUAGCCUGCGUGGCAGGCUCAUUGAAGGAUGAGCUUUAUAAACUAAUAACUUUUUUAGCGAUACGGAUUACGGUCCGUUAGAAAAAACUGUUAUUAGAUGUAGCUGGGAAAAUGAUAUUAAAACUGUUUACGACCUGCAUAGCUACAGUUAUAAUAUUGGACUUUUCCGCAAUCUUGAGAUUCUUGGCUUCACUUUUCUCAUGGCCAUGG